AUGUGCCAUGUUACAAAAUAUUCUUACAAGUGUCAUGUUUCAGUUCCGGAGACGAAUUUCCGCCUGAUUCAGAACAAGACUGACGAUGAUACUGUGAACGUCAUAUGUGCUGCGGACGGAGCGUUUCCUGCACCAAACCUCACGCUAGCCACACCUGAGAGGUCGUAUAAAAUCGAAGACGUGUGCUCUAAACAGCAAUUGGCUACAAACUUGGCUAUAACAAGGCAACUGCACCUUAUCGCUAACCAAUCGGCCUACAUCGCUAGACAUGAAGAAUGCUUGCUUGAAAUUACUUACUUUAUUGCGUUGAGGCCCAUCAGCACAACACCUGAAAUGCCGACAGCGACCGUCAUGCAACUCGCCUCAGCUAUUGGCUCUAAAGGAACAAGCACGUGCACAGUUACAGCAUUGGUUUUGCUACCAGCUUUAGCUCAGUCGUUACUGGCAGUCAAGUGA
Molecule: messenger RNA, 456 nt
Organism: Parnassius apollo (apollo)
Lineage: Eukaryota; Metazoa; Arthropoda; Insecta; Lepidoptera; Papilionidae
Source: the annotation of a GenBank genome assembly